This is a messenger RNA of Chlorella variabilis, 1920 nucleotides long. RefSeq lists its product as hypothetical. NCBI's taxonomy places the organism in Eukaryota, Viridiplantae, Chlorophyta, Trebouxiophyceae, Chlorellales, Chlorellaceae. The record is from RefSeq and is a predicted model, not a curated record. The transcript is spliced from 12 exons. Bases 1 to 1920 code for a protein of 639 amino acids.
AUGGCGUGUGCGCUGCAGGGCUGGAGCAAAGUGAUAGCGGCCCUCUUUGUGACCGCCGCCACAUACAACCAGCUGCACGUGGGGCAGGGCGGACUGGUGGGCGCCCUGCUGAGCGCGGCGGGCGGCGGCGGGGCCGAGCAGCUGGCGCAGGGCCAGCUGCCGGCGGGGCAGCUGCCGCCGGGGCAGCGCCACCUGGCGGCCGCGCCGUACUACCGGCUGUGGGGGGUGGCGGGAGAAAACUUCACGGAGCAGGGUCCCUUCAUGGACUUCAGCUUCGCAGGCUACCGCCACAACAACGAGGUGCCGCCCUCCCCGCCCGCCACCCGCUCCCUGCGCGACUUCCGCGCGGGGCAGGCGGGGCGGCGGCGCAGCGACAGCGAGGCCCUGCUGGCAAUGGUGGGCUGGGCCAACCGGCAGCCGCUGGACGCAGGCUGGCUGGUGCUCUCCAUCCCGCGCGGCACCUUCCGCCUCGAGGCCCCCCUCACCAUCACCCGCCCCAGGACGGUGCUGCGCGGCGCGGGCAGCGCCCGCACCAAGCUCUACGUGCCCCGCAGCCUCAUGCAGCUGUACGGCCCCACCAACGAGACCAACAACGGCUUCUACGUGUGGACGGGCGCCUUUAUCAGCCUGGAGGGCACCGGCAUCAAGCGCACACACCUGGCGCACGUGGCGGCGCCGGCGCCCCGAGGCUCGCACAAGCUGCGGGUGGACAGCGCCGCCGCCAUCCGACCAGGCGACAUGGUCACUCUGGAGCUGUUUGCCAACGGCGGGCCCCAGCUGCAGGAGGAGCUGCUGAACCACAAGCUGCAGGCCAGCAAGCGCUUCCGGGACAAGUCCAUCCGCUUCUCCAGCCGCGUGUGGGGCGUGAGCGGGCGGGUGGUCACCCUGGAGCGGGCGCUGCCGCUGGAUGUGGCGCCCGAGUUUGGCCCAGUGCUGACGUUCCGGCAGCCGCGGCUGUAUGAUGCGGGGGUGGAGGGGCUUACGCUAGCAUUCCGCUGGGAGGCAUACGGGGGGCACCAUCUGGAGCACGGGUGGAGCGGCAUCGAGGUGUCGCGCGCCUCGGACUGUUGGGUGAGGGACGUGGCGUUUGUGAAUGCCGACAACGGCGUGCUGGUGGAUGGCGCAGACCGCGUGACCCUGCGGGGCCUGCAGCUGUCGGUGACCCGCUCCCGCGCCGGCGGGCCCGAGGGGAAGGAGGGGCACUGGGGCGUGCGCGUGGGCCGCAGCGCCGACAUCCGCGUCACCGACUUUGCCAUCGCCCAGCGCACCGUGCACAGCGUGGGGGCCGACACCCUGGGCCAGCUGUCGGUGAUUGAGCGGGGCGUGAUGAGGCAGGGCAACCUGGAGCUGCACAGGGCCCUGGCAGCCCAGUGCCUGUUCACGGACAUCCACCUGGGCAACGCCAGCGGCGGCGCGUACGCCGGCGGCGGCUUCUACUCUGGUGGCCCGCCCGCCUCCGGCCCCAACACCGGCGCCUGGACCGUGUUCUGGAACAUCCGCAGCAACAGCGGGGUGCUGCCGCUGCCGCAGCACAACAAGGGGCGGCCCGGGGCGUGCACCUUUGGUCCAGACCUGACGUUUGUGGGGGUGAACUUUGAUGCGGUACAGCUGGCGCGGUACGGCCUGUGCCAGGACUGGUACUACCAGCCCGGGGAGAUUUCCCCGCCAAACCUGUUUUGGUCGCAGCUGCAGCUGCGCCGCCACCUGCUGGCGAAGCUCAAGGUGGAAGGGGAGCGGGGCGCCUGGACCGUCACCCAGCCCCUGCACAUCACCAUCGUCGACGACCCGCCGGCCCCAUCAGCAGCCCCGUCGCAGCAGCAAGAUCAGCAGCAGCAGCAGCAGCAGCAGCAGCAGCGUGCGCCUGGCGCCCCGCAGGCGCAGCUGCUGGGCGGCGGCCUGGAGGCCACCGCCACGGCAUGA